AUGAAAUAUCACAAAGUUAAAUGGGACUAAGUACCAAUCGUUGAUGAAGCUAGCCAAAAUUAUAUAGUUCAAUUGAAUAAUCGAAAUCAUUUUCACAACUUUCCUACCAACCAAUGGUUUAAGAGAAGAUCUGAUUAAGUAAAACCUCAAUAUCUCUAUUAUCCUGAAGAAAGAAAACUAUAGAUGGAACUAAAAUAGAUUUUCAGGACUUUAGAUUGCAACAAUGAAGGAGUUCUUACUUUGGCUCAUUUGUUUAUGCUAUUCAAACACUACGGAUAUGGAGUAACAGUGAAUGAUUUAUCAACCAUAUACCAAUUUAUCGAUUAUAACAAGGACAAGGCCUUAUCAUUGGAUGAAUUUAAAGCUCUGACACAUAAUCAAGAAGCCUUGUCAGCAUUCAGAAUUAUGAUGCUGAAGAUUCUGAAAACUUUGGAAUACGAUGAAAAGUAUGUUCCAUUAUCAGUCGGAGCAAUGCUAAGCCAUCUGAGUUUCUUGGUUCAAAGAGAAUAGUAACUAAAAAUGAUUCUCAGUGAAUAAAGCAUUUCAAACAAAUUUUAAGCCUUUCGCUAGUUAAUUUAAGAAACUGAAAAAAAAACUAUCGCCGACGAAGCUUAUUCAUUAUUCCUCAAAGCACAAGCAGAAUUCUAUAGGAAACUUAAAAGAUAGAAUUCAGUAGAUUUAACAAUCAAACUCAGAAAAUCCUUCUCGACUGUUAAUGGCUUAUAACCAUUACUGUUCAAAAACAUGCUAAUGAAAGAUGCUAGCGAACUUCAAGAUCUGGCCAAAAUGGUUAAAAUGCAAAGCAAAGUCAAUUACGAGACCUUUCAAACUGUGACUGAAUCAUUAGAAGAAAACUCAUUAUCCAACAUUGAAUCAAGUGAUCUGUAACUAGUAGUCAAGUAAGCGUAGAAAAUUGGAAAACUAUAGGCUCAUCAAGAAAUUAGAGAAUUAUUAACUUAAAGAGAACUACCUAAGGUAGUUUCAUAUCAUAAAAAAUAACUCAGUGUUGUUACUGAAGAUUUACCUCCAGUCUAAUUCAAUUUCAAGAAAUGUCAUUCUACAAAAAAUAAAAGUCUUCUAGAACGUCAACUGAAAUUACAAAAAAUAAUUCCUCUUGAAGAGUUGUCUCAAUUCAAUUUUCUUUCUUCUUCCAGAUCAAAUAAAAAUUAUAGUUCAACUCAAGACCACUCCUAAGGAGGAUGGUCAAAUAGUAUUUUGUCACAAAAAUUGCCUAAUUUAUAAUGA
This is a messenger RNA of Paramecium tetraurelia, 1245 nucleotides long. RefSeq lists its product as uncharacterized. The transcript has 2 exons. NCBI's taxonomy places the organism in Eukaryota, Ciliophora, Oligohymenophorea, Peniculida, Parameciidae. Gene Ontology annotation, molecular function: calcium ion binding. The record is from RefSeq and is a predicted model, not a curated record.